CUCCAUCCAUGGCUGACUGUAGGCCCGGGCGGUGAGAGUCGUCAAUCAUCGUCAUUUGUCGUAAAAUCAGAUACGCUUAAGGAUGGAGGAAGUAGCACGAACGCUUUUGGAAGAAGGGAUAAUAAAGAAACUAGUCAGUCCCGGCAAAGGAGAGCUACCUGAAUUUCCUAAUGGGACCAAGGUGAUAUUUCACUACCGCACGAGUCUGUGUGAUGGCACACUGCUGGAUGACUCCCGGACCAUGGGGGGACGUAGUAAACCCAUGGAGCUAAUCCUGGGCAAGAAGUUCAAGCUGGCAGUAUGGGAAAGACUGGUCAUCACCAUGAGACCAGGGGAAAUAUCAGACUUUACCUGUGACAGUAAGCAUACAGCUCUUUACCCAUUGGUGUCCCAGUCCCUUCGGAACAUCAGUGUUGGUAAAGAUCCACUGGAAGGACAGAGGCACUGCUGUGGCAUUGCUCAGAUUCACUCCCAUCACUCUCUGGGCAACAAAGACCUGGACGAUCUUCAGGCACAUCCGCAGCCUCUUGUGUUCUCAAUAGAACUUCUGGAAGUGCUGCCUCCAGGAACCUUCCAGAUGGACCUGUGGGCAAUGACAGAUGAGGAGAAAUUAACAUUUGUGCCUCAAAUCCACGAGCAGGGCAAUCAGCUGUUCAAAGAGGGGAAAAUAGCUGAAGCCUCGGAAAAGUACUACAACGGCAUAGCCUGUCUGAAAAACCUACAAAUGAAGGAGCAACCAGGUGAUGAGACUUGGUUUAAACUGGACCUGAUGAUCACGCCUCUGCUCCUGAAUUACUGUCAGUGCAAGUUAAUGCAAGGACAGUACUAUGAAGUCAUUGAACACUGCUCGUCUUUGCUCUUCAAAUAUGAGGAUAAUGUGAAGGCCUUUUACAAGCGAGGAAAGGCCCAUGCUGCAGUGUGGAAUGAAGCAGAAGCUCGCGCAGACUUUGCCAGAGUUUUGCAGCUGGACCCCUCGUUGGGACCAUGUGUGGCUAAGGAGCUGCGCGCAAUGGAGGAAAGGAUCCGCACUAAAGAGAAAGAAGACAAGGACCGGUAUAGAGGUCUAUUUGGCUCCAACGAGGCACCUGCCACUGCUACCACGGGUUAAAUCUGAAAACUGCAGUAUUUCCACAAAUCUCCAGGAGAACAUUAUGCCGCUGGACUUUUUGUUUUGUCCUCCCAUCUGACCUAUAGACCUCACUGUCAGUCGAUGCUGUCACUACAUUAUGCAGAUGUGACGUGCAUUUGAGGUUUUAUGGCCAUUACAAGACUUAAUUCACAACAUCCAAGCAAAAACAUUGACCUGCUCUAUAAUGACUUACAGCUUGUGGCUCAACCUUAAGUAAACUUGUAUGUUUUUUAUCUAUAGGUAAUAUGAACAUGUAUCUAUUUGCAGGCUUUAAGAAAAGCCUGUUUUUGUUUUAAGUGUAAUAUAUCAUUUUUUGUUGGUUACAAUUCUAUUAGAUCACCCAUUCCCAAUGCGCUUAGCACACUGCGACCCCCUUAUAGAUCCGAGGACCCCACAAAUGUGUUUCAAUAAACAUACAAAUUUGGAGCCCCCCUGCUGUGUUUGAGUGCCAACAGGGGGCCCUCAUACCUCAAUUUGGGAACCACUGAAUGGAAAGAACAUCUCAAAUAGUCUGUAUUAUAUAAUUGGACAUAAACUUAAUUUCACCCAUUUUCAUUUAUCAUUUUGUUCAAAUCCAUCUAUACUAGUCGUCAAUAGACACCAAUGAGUUACAGGGUGGCCUUUGUUUUUUUUUUUAAAUUAUGUAUGCAACAUGUUAAAUGCUUUGCAUUUCCAUAUGGUAUAAUCUACAUGCUUAAAAUAGAGAAUGUGACAUGUAUUUCUUUAAUAAUCACACACAUAAUUUCUUUUAUUUUAUUAAACUCCAUACUGAACUGCAAAAAUCUUGAUUACAAAAUUUGUAUACUUGCAAAAUUAUUUGAUGUACAGAAUUGACAGUAUUACAAAUUUCUCAAAAAAAAGGGGCACAUAAAAUGCAAAAACAAAGCAAGAAUAUUUCACAAUGUGCACAUGAGAAUGCAUAGGACAUCACAAUGAUAGCAUUACAUCUAUUAAAGGUAAAAAAAAAAACAAAAACUUGCAAUCAUCAUAAAUACGCACUGGAUGUGCCCUUAAUGAUUAAGUGUGCACUUCAUUGUGUAUUUUUGUUUUUGCUAAAGCCUGAAAAUGCAACACAGGUGAAUUGGCAUGCAAUCAACAGUUUCAAUUAUACUAAUAAAAUAAAAUACCGACAAAGGAAAAAUUGAAGUAAAAAUUUGUAAAAACUGAAGUGGCAUUUUGAUGCAGAAUUACAUGGGGAAGGUGAUGGGAAUCCUUAAAGGUUACGUGCGUGCACUUCUCUCAGUCUCUGCAAUACACUCCCUCACAAGAGCACGGGCAUGAAUGAUGCCUGCAAAAAUAAAGAAAAA
Periophthalmus magnuspinnatus is the source of this 2436-nucleotide messenger RNA. It is a transcript of the gene aip, whose product is annotated as aryl hydrocarbon receptor interacting protein. The coding region runs from base 83 to 1108 and encodes 341 amino acids. Gene Ontology annotation, molecular function: protein binding; peptidyl-prolyl cis-trans isomerase activity. The record is from RefSeq and is a predicted model, not a curated record. Lineage: Eukaryota; Metazoa; Chordata; Actinopteri; Gobiiformes; Gobiidae. The transcript has 7 exons.